Molecule: messenger RNA, 2199 nt
Organism: Letharia columbiana
Lineage: Eukaryota; Fungi; Ascomycota; Lecanoromycetes; Lecanorales; Parmeliaceae
Exons: 5
Coding region: 1-2199 (732 amino acids)
Source: RefSeq, a predicted model, not a curated record
AUGGUCCAGCGAGUACUUGGGGACAGGGGUCCCUGCAGACCAGUUGUGGCACUUUCGAAGACGACCAUCGACUCAUUCAAUGAUGAUGCAAAUCGGACUUCACGCCUCCCAGUCACAGAAGGUUCUUCGAAUGCGUUGUCAACGCUUCCCCUACAGGCUCUAAUAGAUCACUGCAACAUCCACGCCUGUGAGAUAACGUUCCGUCUCGACUCCGGCAAGGUGUUUCAGGCCACCACAACGCGCCCGGAACCCCAAGAAGUUCACGAUGAGGAGCUCCUGACACGCCAAGUUUCUCGCUCAUCCGUGUAUACAGUUGAAGAUUUUGAUCAGGAAGAAACUGCUUCCGGAAGCGGAAAGGCUCGCAGCCUGCCAAUUGCAGAUCGUCGUAGUCAGACCACGAAGAGGAAGAGGAAAGGCUCCAGCUCCCAUACUCCUGCUUCACGCAUAAAGCGGAGACCUGCUGAAAACCGCCGAGCCGCAAUUAAAUCAGGUUGCAACUCCGAAUCCGUGGACGAGAACGAGAACGAUGACGAGGACGCGGACGAGGACGCGGACAACGCCGAGGACGACUCCGACUCCGACUCCGACUUUGAGGACGAAAUCGAUGAGUUGGAAGGUGCCGAAACGGAAAUGGAACAGUUCAGGAUAGACGAGGUAUUCCUUCGCUAUUACGAACCUGCCUUCCGGUCGAUCAACCAGCUUGUCUGCAAGGACAUUUCGAAGUUGUGGAUCCGCUUUUGUCAUCCAGGAAAGCAGACUACCCACCCUUAUAAUGGUGGGAAGUCUACCAGUGAGAAGUCUACCAGUAAGAAGUCACAGGCAGAGCAUGGAUACUUAGGGCACUUCACCAAACCAGAUUACUGGCCAUCCGAUGCAGGUUGGAAAGCGUUUACAGCGUCACCGCGUCGGCAAACAGAGCCAGCGUGUCGGCACAUAGAGCCAGAUCACGAGAAGAAACCUGAAAGACUUUUACUUCUUGUCCACCUUCUCCGAAGUCAAAAUAGAGGUUUCAAGGAUGGCGUUUUCACUCUUGACAAGAUGGCGAAAAGCACCAAGGGUAUUCAUCUGGAGUAUCCAGGGCGCUGGACCACGCAAUGUGUCGAACGCCUUAAGGAAAUAUAUCGGGUGAGGGCUAUGGAGAUGAAAUAUGAGGCGGGUGAAAUUGAUGGAAGUACUCUGGUAUCUGUCCGGAUGCUCAGAACCCGACGUAAAAUUCGCAAGGUACCAAAGUCAGCCGUCAAGGCCUCAGGACUACCCCGCGAGCAGAUCAAAAAAGAGCCUCAGCCAGAGGUGAUGAGCUCUACAGCAUGUCAUGCGCCUGUUGCAAAAAUGGGCAUCAAUGUGCAAAUCGGGGAUGAAGACCUGGCAUCUUCGUCGUCUGAAAGGGUUGCUCCACAGGCGAGUUCCCCUAAACCUAGGUUGUGCAAAGCUCGCACAAUUCAGCAUGGGUUGCCUUUCUAUGAUUCGCCAUCGCCAAAACAAAAACGCCACAACUCGGCCCAGGAAAACUGGAGUACGCAACCAGCAGACCUAACGCAAGACCCUACCGUCUUUACGCACCCAAACUUUUUUGGCUCCUGGAUGCAGAGCUUCCCCAGCCAAGAAUUCGUACGCCGCCAGUACGAUCAUGAGUCGACUGCCUCUCAGGUAGUCGCAAAUCCAAUGCGUCCGAACGGAGCAUUUACCCGCAGCCCUCCAGCCGGGCCCGUCGCAACAAGGGUGGAACACGCCCGUCCCCCAACGUUUGUCGCGUCUUCAUCAGGCCUGGUUGGAGCUUUCUCCACAGGUACGGAGUACUCGAGCUGGCAGACUGACGACCCCUGGAACCCUCAAGCGGAACCCUCAAUGUAUUCGGCCGUCCCUGGUCCCAGCACCUCUCUUCUGCCAUGUACGAAUGGCUCCUUUAGCAAUGGCUAUAGCGGCGCAAAUUUCUCCAGCGGCCUGCCGUUGGACAUCUGGAAUGAUGGGAACCAGACUGGAAUGCCACCGUACCAUCAAGGCGUUGACGAGGACGUACAACACUGCCUCAACCUACAGGCAGUCGGUAUGCCAUGGUACGAGCCCUUGAGCUUGAACACACCAUCCAGUGGUAAUCCAGCUCUGGCAAACCAAGUCUUGCCCACUGGCUUCCGCCCCCAUACCUCGUUGGACGCCGAGCACAAGUUUGAGCCGGUCUUCCAGGAUCAACAACAGCUCUGA